Molecule: messenger RNA, 594 nt
Organism: Manis javanica (Malayan pangolin)
Lineage: Eukaryota; Metazoa; Chordata; Mammalia; Pholidota; Manidae
Gene: NPVF
Product: neuropeptide VF precursor
Biological process (GO): negative regulation of gonadotropin secretion; neuropeptide signaling pathway
Molecular function (GO): signaling receptor binding
Source: RefSeq, a predicted model, not a curated record
AUGGAAGUAAUUUCAUCAAAACGAUUCAUUUUAUUGACUUUAGCCAUUUCAAGCUCAUUAACAUCGAACAGCUUUUGUGCAGAUGAAUUAAUGAUGUCCAAUCUUCACAGCAAAGAAAAUUAUGAAAAAUAUGUUGAGCCUAAAGGAGACCCUACAGGGGAAAAGAAAAGAAGUCUCAACUUUGAAGAAGUAAAAGACUGGGGUCCGGAACCCAUCACAAAGAUGAGUACGACCACAGUCAACAAAAUGCCACACCCAGCAGCCGACCUGCCAUUGAGAUUUGGGAGGACCACAGAAGAAAACAGAAGCCCUGGGGCAAUAGCCAGCCUGCCUCUGAGAUUUGGAAAAAUUACAAAGGAUAGCAUCUCGAGACAUGUUCCUAAUUUGCCUCAAAGGUUUGGGAGAACAGCAGCCAGAAGUGUCGCCCAGACACUGGGCAAUUUGCUCCAAGAAUCCAUGCCUUCACUGUCUACCAAUGGGUUACUUUGCUCCAUGAUCUGCGAGCCCCAAGACAUCCAGAAUCCAUAUCAAAAGCACCUAAGGAGACUGGGAUUCAAGAAAAUGUAUGAUGCAGAAUUGAAACACGAAAAAUAG